AUGGCAAACAAUACCGACUCCAAUAACGACGAACCUCUCGCCAGCAUCGUCUUCCCUGGCCCUUAUGCUGCAACAUUCUACUUCAACAAUGAUUUGGCUGAAGAGCCUGACUACUUCUUAUCGAGUGACGGUGGCUACUUGACGGACGAGUCCGAUAUAUCUGAAGAAGAAGAACUUCCCCCGGCGAGUUAUAUGUCGGAAUUUCCGGCCGUGGAGGGCAACCCAUGGCCCGCCUUGAGCCCCGCGAGCACCCCUAGCUUGACCUCGUCCAUGCAGACACAGAUAUCCUCGGAGGAUCAUGAACAGUCCCCAAAAAAUCAAACCGACAUUUCUGAGCCUCGCUUUACUCACGUGGGAUCCGCAAGUCCGGAAAUAGAGGUGAACACUGACGGGUAUGUCCCGUUGGCCGAACCAUCGGAGGGCGUUGUCGACGACGGGACAAACCAGACUUUUGGGGCAUCCGAAACCCAAUCAACUACCGAAAAGCGUUCACUAGCACACUUUAUCAAUUUUGUUGACUGGAAAAACCCAGUAACUUUUGAAGAUUUCGUCAAGCUCAGCCCGCAACACAGGUCCGAGAUCAGGGCAAUCCAGUGGGAUUCGCAACUCUGGUUCAAUACCAUAUUUGAGAGAGGCACUCCAAAGUACAAUCAGGAGCUGGCAAAGUGGCGAGCCGCACGUCUCCGUCACAUCACUGGCGUGCCGAUGGAUCAGGACCAGGCCGACGAGGUCGGUUAUGUCAUGUUCCGAGUAUCUGAGAUUGCAGCUGCGAGAGAGAGAGAAAGACGACGACGGGAGCGACAAGCGGUCGAGCCAAAGUAG
Fusarium falciforme is the source of this 822-nucleotide messenger RNA. RefSeq lists its product as hypothetical. The transcript has a single exon. Bases 1 to 822 code for a protein of 273 amino acids. Lineage: Eukaryota; Fungi; Ascomycota; Sordariomycetes; Hypocreales; Nectriaceae. The record is from RefSeq and is a predicted model, not a curated record.